AGAGCAAUAUUAAAUCGGGCCCUACAGAGGUUUAUUAACCGUCCAAAUUGAAAAAGCAUGAAAUAAGUCCUGUCAUGAUAAUAAUUUUUAGUUUAAUACAUGUUGUGGUUAGAUUAUAAAUACCGAUGGAGCUGAAUACCAACCAGUAUCAACAUCAUCAAAUUCUUCUUCUGAGUCUCAUCAUCUUAUUAUUAUUAUUUAUUAUUGAUUUAUAAGUUUAAAUUUAUUCAUUUACUAACAAUAAUAUUAUUCAAGAGCGAUGGAAAGUGUGAUAUUAUGUAAGAUUGUUGCACUUAUUAUUUUUGGCUUUCAUAUUGGAAUUGUGUCCGUACAGGCCGGAAGACCCAUCAUCAUGGAAGGAGGAACAAAAACGACAGAGAAAGUUGGGCAAGUAAUGAUCCCCACAAACUCAAACGACAAGAAUGAUAACGGUAAUCACUUCUCCUCAUCAGUGGAUGCCUUUCGACCAGCCAACCCAGGCAAGAGCCCAGGACCCGGAACUAAUAGUAAGACUACUACUAUUAACGCAAACGACAAUAACAAUAAACAAAGUGAACAACAACGACAUGUCGUUUCUGGUAACACAGAUGAUUUUCGUCCUACAGCUCCCGGACACAGCCCUGGCAUUGGCCACUCUCUUCUUGGUCGCAAUUAAUAUAAGAAGCCUACGUGUGUGUCGUGACUCGUGAAUGGAUAUUAAUUUAUACAUGAUGAACCAUAGAUAAUAUAUACCAUCACAGAUUCACACACUACUGCAGGUGUCUUAUAAUAUAUAUAUAUUCAUUGUUAUUUAUUUUUAUUACUUUAUUAUUAUUA
Molecule: messenger RNA, 816 nt
Organism: Cannabis sativa
Lineage: Eukaryota; Viridiplantae; Streptophyta; Magnoliopsida; Rosales; Cannabaceae
Product: precursor of CEP9-like
Exons: 1
Coding region: 260-655 (131 amino acids)
Biological process (GO): regulation of root development; regulation of leaf morphogenesis; root development
Cellular component (GO): extracellular region
Molecular function (GO): hormone activity
Source: RefSeq, a predicted model, not a curated record